CCUGGCCUCCUGACAGGAGGGGGUUAAUGGAGCCCAGGGCCAGCAGGGCUGGGUUGGCUGGUGACAGGGCGCUGGCUGGCCUGGAGGUGGGGCAAUCCAGAGGGCAGGGACAGCCGGGGCCCAGCAGACUGGACGCUCCUGCCCGCCUGUGGCCUGCUCUGCACGCGGGAUGGCCCUGAGGAAAGAAGGCCUGGCCCUGGCAGUGCUGCUGGUCUCCUGGGCAGCACUGGGCCCCUGUGGCCUGGGAGGAGCGGAGCCCCGAGUGCCAGGGGACGCUGAGGGCCUGCAGUGCCCGGCCGUCUGCACCUGCGGCCACGACGACUACACGGACGAGCUGAGCGUCUUCUGCAGCUCCCGGAACCUCACUCGGCUGCCCGACGGCAUUCCAGACAGCGCCAGGGCCCUGUGGCUGGACGGCAACAACUUCUCCUCCAUCCCCGAGGCGGCCUUCCGGAACCUCUCCAGCCUGGGCUUCCUCAACCUGCAGGGCAGCGGGCUGGCCAGCCUGGAGCCGAAGGCGCUGCUGGGCCUGCAGAACCUGUACCACCUGCACCUGGAGCGGAACCAGCUGCGUGGCCUGGCUGCCCGCACCUUCCUGCACACACCGGGCCUGGCUUCUCUCGGUCUCAAUAACAACCUGCUCAGCAGGGUGGAUGAGGGCCUCUUCCAGGGCCUGGCCAACCUCUGGGACCUCAACCUGGGCUGGAACAGCCUGGCCGUGCUUCCCGACUCCGCGUUCCAGGGCCUGGCCAACCUGCACGAGCUGGUGCUGGCAGGCAACAAGCUGGCCUACCUGCAGCCCCCGCUCUUCUGCGGCCUGGGCGAGCUCCGGGAGCUGGACCUCAGCAGGAACGCCCUGCGCAGCGUCAAGUCCAACGUCUUCGUCAAGCUGCCCAAGCUCCAGAAGCUCUACCUGGACCACAACCUCAUCACAGCCGUGGCCCCGGGUGCCUUCCUGGGCAUGAAGGCACUGCGCUGGCUGGACCUGUCGCACAACCGCGUGGCGGGCCUUCUGGAGGACACCUUCCCGGGCCUGCUAGGCCUGCACGUCCUGCGCCUCUCGCACAACGCAAUCGCCGGCCUGCGGCCCCGGACCUUCAAAGACCUGCACUUCCUGGAGGAGCUGCGGCUGGGCCACAACCGCCUGCGGCAGCUGCCCGACAAGGUCUUCGAGGGGCUGGGCCAGCUGGAGGUGCUCACGCUCAACGACAACCAGAUCCAGGAGGUCAAGGCGGGCGCCUUCGUCGGCCUCCUGAACGUGGCCGUCAUGAACCUCUCCGGCAACUGCCUGCGGAACCUCCCGGAGCAGGUGUUCCAGGGCCUGGCCAAGCUGCACAGCCUGCACCUGGAAGGCAGCUGCCUGGGCCGCGUCCGCCAGCACACCUUCGCAGGGCUCUCGGGGCUGCGCAGGCUCUUCCUCAAGGACAGUGGCAUCGUGGCCAUUGAGGAGCAGAGCCUGCGGGGGCUCCCUGAGCUCCUGGAGCUGGACCUCACCUCCAACCAGCUCACGCAGCUGCCCAGCCAGCUCUUCCAGGGCCUCGGCAAGCUGGAGUACCUGCUCCUGUCCCGCAACCGGCUGUCAGCACUGUCGGCGGACACUCUGGGCCCUCUGCAGCGCACCUUCUGGCUGGACGUCUCCCACAACCUCCUGGAGGCCCUGCCCGAGGCCGUGCUCUCGCCUCUGGGGCGGCUGCGCUACCUCAGCCUCAGGAACAACUCCUUGCGGACCUUCGUGCCCCAGCACGCCGGCCUGGAGCACCUGUGGCUGGAGGGCAACCCCUGGCACUGUGGCUGCCCGCUCCGGGCCCUGAGGGCCUUUGCCCUGCAGCACCCCGCCGUCGUGCCCCGCUUCGUCCAGGCCGUCGUGGAGGGGGACGACUGCCAGCCCCCCGUGUACACCUACAACAACAUCACCUGCGCCAGCCCGCCUGGCAUCGUGGGACUGGACCUGCGUGAUGUCAGCGAGGCCCACUUUGCUCAUUGCUGACCCGAGGCUCGUCCCGGCCAGACACCCCCCCGGGGCCACAGCAGGCCAGGGGUCCUUUCCCCGGGGAACACACCGUCCUGGGCCCUUGCCAGCUUGGGCUUAGGAACUGUGGGCCCCUGCCUGGUCCCUGAGGGCCAAAUCAGGAGGGUGGGGCUGUCAUCCAUUAAACACAGUCUGAUAAACACCACCUGUGAGCACAGAGCUGAAACUUG
Molecule: messenger RNA, 2199 nt
Organism: Rhinolophus ferrumequinum (greater horseshoe bat)
Lineage: Eukaryota; Metazoa; Chordata; Mammalia; Chiroptera; Rhinolophidae
Gene: IGFALS
Product: insulin like growth factor binding protein acid labile subunit
Exons: 2
Coding region: 170-1987 (605 amino acids)
Cellular component (GO): extracellular matrix
Molecular function (GO): protein binding
Source: RefSeq, a predicted model, not a curated record